This is a messenger RNA of Betta splendens (Siamese fighting fish), 2777 nucleotides long. RefSeq names its product neurolysin (metallopeptidase M3 family) (gene nln). Gene Ontology annotation, molecular function: metalloendopeptidase activity. The coding region runs from base 320 to 2617 and encodes 765 amino acids. NCBI's taxonomy places the organism in Eukaryota, Metazoa, Chordata, Actinopteri, Anabantiformes, Osphronemidae. The transcript has 13 exons. The record is from RefSeq and is a predicted model, not a curated record. Gene Ontology annotation, cellular component: mitochondrial intermembrane space. Gene Ontology annotation, biological process: proteolysis; peptide metabolic process.
CCAUGUAGGUCUGCUCCUCCCGCGUGUUGACACACGCAGAUGCAGCGAUGCAGGAGCUGUGAUGUAAUACCACAACAGGGGACGACACUCGCCCUGGGUUCAGUCGAACGUGCGGUUAUCGCAAACGCGGCGUUUUACGGAUCACACAACAGCUGGGCGCCGUUCUCACGAGCGUUUCUUGUCUGAUCGUCAGCGCCAGGCUCGUUUGUGCGUCUUGGCUGAAACCGUCACAAUCCCCGUUUAAAGAGGCAGCAAAACAAUUUAAAAAAAACCAUUGUGCGCAAACGAAGCCAUGUUAUAGACGGCAGCGUGUCAAAGGAUGCUGUUAAGAGUCCCCCUCCCCGCCCACCUACCUGAGCUCUUCACCAGCUGUCUCCUGCUACCGCGUCAUGGGGACUUGUGUCGGAUUGAUCGCAUCCUCCUCCUCCUCCACUGCGCAUGCGCGCCGGCAGCGGAAAGAAGUGGGGUUGCACAUGCGGCGCGGAGGGAGGGGGAGACGGUUCACUGCCAGCGCCGCGACCGGGGUCUGAGCUACAGUAAGAGCGGAACAAACGCCUCUAAACGCAUCGCCACAAUGACCAUCCAGAACAGCUCUGUGGCAUCUCAGGUUGGAGAUGAGAGAAACCUGCUGAGAUGGGACCUGUCUCCAGAUGAGAUCAGGACCAGGGCGAGCAGCUUGAUGAGUAGAGUGGAGAAGGUCUAUGACGAGAUCGGGUCUCUGAGCGUGGAGGACGUGUCUGUUGAAAACACCCUGCGAGCACUGGCCGAUGCCAAGCUGGACUACGCAGCCUCGCGCCACGCUCUGGACUUCCCCCAGUACGUCUGUCCCUGCAAGGAGGUGCGAGCGGCGAGCACCGAGGCCGACAAGAAGCUGUCCGAGUUCGACGUGGAGCUCAGCAUGAGGGAAGACGUGUUCGAGCGCGUUACGGCCUUGCAGAAAAAGCUGCACGACAAGCUUUCGCCCGAAGAGAAGAGAUUCGUAUCCAGGCUCGUGACGUUGGGCAGGCGGAAAGGGCUGCACCUGGCUAAAAAUAUACAGGAGGACAUAAAACAGACAUGCAAGCGCAUCAGCGAGCUCUCCAUAGAGUUCAACCAGAACCUGAACGAGGACAACACGUUCCUUGUUUUCUCUGAACAUGAACUGGGUGGGCUGGCCGACAGCUAUCUCAGCGGACUGGACAAGACCCCAGGGGGCCGGUACAAGGUGACUCUGGAGUAUCCGCACUACUACCCGCUGAUGAAGAGGUGUCACAACCCCGAGACCAGGAGGAAGAUGGAGGCGGCGUUUCACAGCAGGUGCAAAGAGGCGAACACCGCGAUCCUGGAGCAGCUGAUACAACUGAGGGCAAAGGUCGCAGACUUACUGGGUUACAGCAACCACGCCAACUACGUGCUGGAGAUGAACAUGGCCAAGAAUGCAAGCAGUGUGUCGGGUUUCCUGGAUAAACUCUAUGAAACCCUGAAGCCCAUUGGAAUCAAGGAGCGCAAAUACAUCCUGGCGCUGAAGAAGAGGGAGUGUCUGAUGAGGGGCCACCAGUUCGACGGACGGAUCAACGCCUGGGACGCGCCCUACUACAUGAACCAGGUGGAGCAGUGCAAGUUCGCCGUGAACAAAGACAAGCUCAUCGAGUACUUCCCGCUGGAGGUGGUGACGGAGGGGCUGUUCGGGAUCUACGAGGAGCUGCUGGGCCUCACCUUCGCCGAGGUGGAGCGUGCUCACGUGUGGCACGAAGGCGUCAAGCUGUACUCGGCCCGCGACUCCGAAUCGGGGGAGGAGGUCGGCCGCUUCUACCUGGACUUGCAUCCAAGGGAAGGGAAGUACGGCCACGCGGCCUGCUUCGGCCUCCAGCCCGGCUGCAGGGGGCCCGACGGCAAGCGCACGCUCCCGGUGGCCGCCAUGGUGGCCAACUUCACCAAGCCCUGUCAGAGCUGGCCCUCCCUCCUCCAGCACCACGAAGUGGAGACGUAUUUCCACGAGUUCGGCCACGUGAUGCAUGAACUCUGCUCCAAGGCGACCUUUUCGGAAUUCAGCGGCACCCUGGUGGAGACGGACUUCGUGGAGGUGCCGUCCCAGAUGCUUGAGAACUGGGUCUGGGAGAAGGAGCCCCUGCGGAGGAUGUCUCGCCACUACAAGGACGGCAGCCCCAUCCCGGACGACCUGCUCGACAAGCUGAUCGUCUCCAGAGUGGCCAACACGGGACUGAUGAACCUGCGUCAGAUAGUCCUCAGUAAAGUGGACCAGUCGCUGCACACCAGCCCUCGCGCUGACACAGCAGACGUGUUUGCCAAGCACUGCCAGGACAUCCUGGGCAUUCCUGCUACACCGGGCACCAAUAUGACAGCCAGUUUCAGUCACUUGGCUGGAGGGUAUGAUGGUCAGUACUACAGCUACCUGUGGAGUGAAGUCUACUCCAUGGACAUUUUUUUCAGUCGUUUUAAACGGGAGGGGAUUAUGAAUCCAAAGGUGGGAAAAGAGUACAGGAGGGUGAUUCUGGAAGCUGGGGGCUCUGUGGAUGGGAUGGACAUGCUGGGAACCUUCCUAGGACGUGCACCGAGCCAGGAGGCCUUCUUUCAGUGCAAGGGACUGAUGAAGUCAGAGGAAACACAAGCCACGUGAUCUGAAGUCUGCUGGAAUCUGGUUGUUUGAACGCAGGCCUGUAUCUUAUUAGUACAGGAAUGAAUGCUGAUACUGGUUUUGCUUGCUGUGCUUAAUCCUUCUGGCCCUCAGAAAUGCCUUCCCUGGUCUGUGCAAAAAUAUAAUAAAGCUUUUUCGAGGC